AUGCAGCAGGAGCUGUGGCUCAGGGCCAAAUCUCAGGUGAUCGCCUCCCUGAAAGCAGUGUGUGCAAUGAGGGCAGCCGCCUCGCACCCGCUCCCUCCGCCACCGUACGAACACGAGCUGAAGAACGCUCUGUCCUCCAGCGAUGGCAGCUCACUGAGACCAACACACCUCAGGACACGGAUGACCAACGGCACGUUUAUCAACAGUCAUGGGCUUCCACAUGGCCACAACAGAGAAAAUGCAGAUAAACAAAAUACUGGAGAGAGUCCAAGGAAUCUAAACAACCCAGUGAAGGCCUCGAGGAGCCAUCAGGAGCUGCACAGAGAGCUGCUAAUGGCCCACAGGAAGGGUCUGGCAGUGUGCUGUAAACCCGAGCUGCAGAUGGUUCUGGAGAGGAGGAAGAAGGAGCAGACCCAGAGAGAGGAGGGGGAGCAGUGCAGAAGCCCGCUGGAGCAGGUCCUCCUCCAACGCCAGCAGAAGCAGCAGGAGAGGGAAAAGGAACAGGAGGAGAAGAUACGGCAUGAGAUACAGCUUCUGGAGUUUAUCAGAGUGAGACAGAAUUUGAGGAAAGUGCAUUCAGCGCUACACAAGAACACCAACUCCUGAAUAUCAGCCACAUCAGAGGCUGGCUGUGACAGGGCAAAGAUAUCUGCUGCAGCGCCCAAAACCUCUCGGAAAAACUUUCAACAGGACUGAAUGGGAGUUUUGCAUUUUGAAUAUCACUGUAGCUGAAAACCUCGUGUUUGUGUUUGUACCCCUUUGUCCAGAUGUAUUUUUUCAAAAUCCUAAUGCAACAUCCUAAUGUAGCUCUGGCUUAAAACUCAAGGUUUUAGAGCAACACAUGCUUUGUUUAAAGGAAAAAUCCACCCUGAAGAGUUGCAUAUUAAUCUUUUAUAAUUGACAUGUGAGCUUCAGUGUCAUCCAAGCUUUAUUUUGUCACGAAACUCUGAGUUGACUUUUUUAGUUUAAACUUCUUUCAUUGGCAUGUUGGUCUACUUCCAUGUUGGUUAACAUUUUCCUACAUUACCCACAAUGACGUCAGAAUACCUGCUGAUAGUGGUGCCAGUGGGACGUAUGCUGCAUUCAACUAAGCAAUACUUCACAGGUCGGAAUGAUGUCAUUUUUGCCCUCAGUGCCUUCGACAUACAAAGUGGAAAAAUUACCUGGGUGCUUGCAUGAUCGUAACCUGGGAAGGAACUCAUAGUUAAGGGGGUGUUUUCUUUGGCUUUUCUUGGUUGGAGGUUGGAAAUUACAAGCUGCAACUAUGAGCUGAGCUCAGCAUGACUCUAAUGCUGCAUUCGAGGCGAAAUUGCGAGUUGUAAUUCCCUGUGUACAGCUGAUUAAAACAACAGUUUGUUGUUGCUGUGCUGCAAUUUCAGUCCAAAAUGUUGCAUGAAUGUUUGAAGCUCACUACAGUAGAACAGUACCAAUAGCCACUCAGGCCUGUAACUGUAAAAGUGUUGUUAAAGUCUAGCUUUUUAUGAGUUUUACGCGCUCUGACAGAGCAAACAAGUCACUUUCAUGAAGGUAUCCAUGGCUUUUUUUUUUCCACUUCGCACACUGAAUGUCCCGAAUUGGGAAAUGACGUUAUUACAACUUGCAAAAUACAACUUACAACAAAGGCACCUCAUACACAGCACCACUCUUAUUGCCCCGCUGUGACGUCAGAGCAGCACACAACUGCUAACUUCUCACAGGAAUAACACAAAUACCACACCUACCAACAAACUGGCACCACAAUCACUAAAAACACCACAAAUAUUUCAGUAAAACAUAUUGAAUGUGUUUCAAGGUGGAUUAUCCUUUAACUCUGAAGAUACUGUUAGUCUGUUUUCUUUUGUUCUAUCCUGUGGGUGUUAAAUAUGACUUAUUUUAUUUGCACUUGUAUUUGAAAUAAAGUAGAGAAAAUACAAGUGCGCGUUAUUAACAUGAAUUAUGAUGUGAGGAAAAGAAAAACAUUCACAGAGGAUUAAAGCGGCGGACAUGCGCAGUGCGAGCGCUUCCUUAACGCUUCCAAACACACCGCGAUCACUGGUGCUCUCAGCUGAUUGGGUAAAGCGCGACUCGUACUGACCAAUGAGCGCAGGAGGGCGUUGGACACGUGAUCAGGCGGUGUCUUGGUCAUAUGAUGUGUGCUGUGCAGCUUGCUGGUUCAGCAGUUUGUUUUACUGUGCAAAGUUAAAGAAAAAGCAGACAGGCUGAAAGUGAUGUGAGCAGCAGAGCGAGGAUUUUAAGAAAAAAAAGAGAGAACCGAGCUCUUAGUGCAUUUUCACUGGACAGG
Molecule: messenger RNA, 2281 nt
Organism: Pangasianodon hypophthalmus (striped catfish)
Lineage: Eukaryota; Metazoa; Chordata; Actinopteri; Siluriformes; Pangasiidae
Product: protein FAM107B
Exons: 4
Coding region: 1-606 (201 amino acids)
Biological process (GO): actin filament bundle assembly; actin filament polymerization; regulation of actin cytoskeleton organization
Cellular component (GO): stress fiber; synapse; neuron projection
Source: RefSeq, a predicted model, not a curated record